AUGCCUACACAGGAGGCUCCAGUAGAUAAGGUGACUUCGGUAUUGGUUAAGGAUACUGAAAAAAUCAUUUCAUUGACUUCAGAGGUGGACGCUCUAAAGCUUGGUGUCACUCAGGAAAAUCAGGAACUACUAGUCACAUGCAUCUCAGAAAACCUUGGCUUUGCUGGAGGCAGCCCUGUUGCUGCAUGUCUCAUUUACAAAUGUCUCCUUCACUGGAGAUCAUUUGAACUCGAAGAAACCAACAUUUUUGACCGUAUCAUUCAAACAAUAGCCUCGGCCAUUGAAGUACCAGAUAACAACCAAGUUUUGGCGUAUUGGUUAUCUAAUUCAGCCAUGUUACUUAAGCUACUGCAGCACACAUUCACAACUGCUGCAAUACCAGCGUCCAGAGGAUGCAUGGGAGGUGAUGUAGUCUCUUCUUUGGAGAUACAAAUGCAAGUUGAUGCAAAGUGCCCAUCAACUCUUUUCAAGCAGCAGCUUAUUGGAUUCCUAGAGAAGAUGUAUGUAAUGAUCAGAGAUAAUCUAAAGAUUGAGGUCUUUUCUCUUCUCCGGUUAUGUACUCAGGCUCCACAGGCACAAGAAAACAAUGUUCCUCAACAAGAUUUGACUGGUCACUGGGAAAGUAUUGUGGACAGGCUAAGCAGUUACUUGAAUCUAAUGAAAGCAAACAAUACUCCACCAUUCCUGGUCAGAAAGUUAAUCACACAAAUAUUCUUCUUCAUCAAUCUUCAGCUCUUAAACAGUAUUCUCCUAAGCGAUGACUGUUGCUAUUUUGUCAACGGGGAGUACGUUGAAGCAGGUUUGGCUAAACUAAAACAAUGGUGUAUAGAGGCUACUGAUGAAUAUGUUGGUUCAGCUUGGGAUGAGUUGAGUCAUAUCAGACAGGCAGCUGGAUUCUUGCAGGUGUAA
This is a messenger RNA of Brassica napus (rape), 909 nucleotides long. Its product is annotated as myosin-17-like. The transcript is spliced from 9 exons. The record is from RefSeq and is a predicted model, not a curated record. NCBI's taxonomy places the organism in Eukaryota, Viridiplantae, Streptophyta, Magnoliopsida, Brassicales, Brassicaceae. Bases 1 to 909 code for a protein of 302 amino acids.